Messenger RNA from Neoarthrinium moseri, 1512 nucleotides. RefSeq lists its product as uncharacterized. NCBI's taxonomy places the organism in Eukaryota, Fungi, Ascomycota, Sordariomycetes, Amphisphaeriales, Apiosporaceae. The record is from RefSeq and is a predicted model, not a curated record. Gene Ontology annotation, biological process: amino acid transmembrane transport. Gene Ontology annotation, molecular function: amino acid transmembrane transporter activity. Bases 1 to 1512 code for a protein of 503 amino acids. The transcript has 5 exons. Gene Ontology annotation, cellular component: vacuolar membrane.
AUGUCUACGAGUCUGGUUGAAGAUAAGGAUGUUCUCGUAGGAACCCCCCAGCCGACCCAGAAUCCCGGACCUCUUCCUGGUAUGGACGCCAAGGCGGAGAAGCAGGCCCUUGAGUCCAAGGCUACGGUCCUGGAGCCUCACUCCAGCGAAGCAAGCAUCCAUGAUGGAGCCGUCUUCGAAGCGGAUGUGGAGAGAGAGAAGCACGAGGUCUUCAAAAAGAUCGAGGGCGGUGUCGACUUUCGCACAGUCACCUGGCAACGGGCCACCCUCAUUUUCCUAAAGAUCCAAAUCUCCACUGGUAUCCUCGGUAUUCCCACAGCCUUAUACUCUCUUGGUGCUGUUGGCGGCGGGUUUUCGAUUGUUGGUUGGCAGCUCGCGAACUCAUGGACGGCCAUACUCAUGGGUGAGUUCCGAAACCGACACCCGGAAUGCCACACGAUCGUGGACAUGUGUGGCAAACUCUGGGGGCCGAUUGGAAAGGAACUCGUUGGCAUCAUGUUCAUCAUCGCCUACAUCUUCUGCACCGGGAGCGGCAUUCUGGGUACCUCGAUCGCAUUCAACGCCCUUUCCGAGCACGGCGCGUGUUCCGUAUUGUUCGGUUUCGUUGCUACACUCAUGGUUAUAAUUGUCUCAUGUAUCCGGACGUGGGGCAGGAUGACAUGGCCGCUCACUGCUGGCUUCGUCUCCGUCAUGUCGGGUGUCUUGGUAGUGGUCAUAGGUGUAACACUGCGGGACCGUCCGGCAGCAGCACCGCAGACUGGGCCUUACGAACUCGGCUGGUCCGCCAUCGCCUACCCAACGUUCGCCGCCGGCAUGACUGCCAGUGCUACUAUAUUCAUUUCUAGUGCCGGGGGUCCCGGCUUUCUACCUGUCAUCGCCGAGAUGAAGAACCCGAAGGACUACAAGCGGGCUGUAGUCAUUUGCGGCUUUGUCGUGGGCGCAGUCUAUCUAUCAUUCUCGGAAGUGAUUUAUCGGUGGUGCGGCGCUUGGGUCGCAUCCCCUUCUCUCGGUAGUGCCGGUCCCCUGCUGAAGAAGGUUGCCUUUGGGCUGGCCCUCCCGAGUCUGAUCAUCAGCGCGGCUCUCUUUAAUCACACCGGUGCCAAGUACGUCUUCGUACGUAUUUUGCGUGACUCACCACAUCUACAGGCCAACACCGUUAUCCAUUGGGGUACCUGGAUCAGUAUUAACAUAGGCCUGGGCGUUCUAUCGUGGGUUUUAGCAGAAGCUAUACCUAUAUUCAACUACCUCAUUGCUCUCGCAGGCUCUAUAUGCUUUGCACCAAUGAGCUUGAUCUUCCCACCCUUGUUCUGGAUGUAUGACUUUGGCCACUACAGAUCUGGAACGCCGAAGCAGGUCGCUUUCUAUGCACUUCACGUUCUAAUUGCACUGGUCGGAGGGCUCCUUCUCAUCGGCGGAACUUACGGUACUGCCUUGGCAAUCAAAGAUGCUUACGCGACUGGGGCCAUCGGCUCUGCUUUCAGUUGCGCUGACAACUCAAAUACAGUGGGAUAG